This is a messenger RNA of Spirodela intermedia, 733 nucleotides long. The record is from the annotation of a GenBank genome assembly. NCBI's taxonomy places the organism in Eukaryota, Viridiplantae, Streptophyta, Magnoliopsida, Alismatales, Araceae.
AUGGAUGAAAAAUCAACUGGUGGGCAUAGAAUUUUUCAACUACAUGAACUAGAGGAGUUGAGGAAUGAAGCUUAUGAAAAUCAUAGAAUAUAUAAAGAAAAAACUAAAACUUUUCAUGAUAAAUACAUUAGUAGAAUAAAAUUUGAUGUUGGACAAAAAGUGUGGUUAUAUGAUUCUAGGCUGAAAUUAUUCCCAAGAAAAUUAAAAUCAAAAUGGACAGGGCCUUAUGUGGUGGAAGAGACAUAUGAUUAUGGGGCUGUAAUGAUUAAAGAUCCUAAAAGCGACCAUAACUUUAAGGUAAAUGGACAGUGACGUGACUUAGUCGUUUUAUAUUAAAUCACGCAAAUAUAAAAUUUAUAAAACUAGAAAAUACAAAUUUUCGGAUAUCUAGAAGUAUUUUUGAAUAAAUAUAUCAAUUAUAAUUCAAUAAAACUUCCAAAAAUAGCGGUAAUUUUCCAAGUCGAUCAUAGGGAUGUAAUAUAAUAUCUGGUAAUUAUUCAGAAAUUUUCCUUAGAGAAUACUAUUUUAUGUGAAUUUUAUACUAAGAAAUGAAAAGGAAAUAUAUUUAAAAUUCACGAAAAAAGGAAAUAAGGAUGCGGACGUCAGGAUGAUUUCAGCGCUCGGCAAACGCGAAUCGGGCGAAAACAGAUUUCUGCCUGGCGAUUCUUACGUAAGCGAUUACAGACGAUUUAAUUAAUCAAAUUAAGAUCUGUAAAAGCCGAAAGAAUCGUAA